Messenger RNA from Poecilia reticulata (guppy), 8292 nucleotides. It is a transcript of the gene spon2a, whose product is annotated as spondin 2a, extracellular matrix protein. Gene Ontology annotation, biological process: cell adhesion. The record is from RefSeq and is a predicted model, not a curated record. Gene Ontology annotation, cellular component: extracellular matrix. Lineage: Eukaryota; Metazoa; Chordata; Actinopteri; Cyprinodontiformes; Poeciliidae.
AAAACACCAGAAAAAAAAUCUGUAACUAGGCUCUUAAGCUUUAUUUUUUGUUUUUGUUUACUUUUUUUAUUAGAAACAAUCAUGUUUGUGAUGGUAACCUCCAAUGGUAAACUCAACACCGUAUUUUAAUAAAAUCCUAAAAAAUUAAACAUCUUGCGCCUACGUUUUUAUCUACCAUCUAAACCCUAGUGUUUCUCUUGCUGAACCUUUAAACUCUAGAGUUUUAUUCAGCUUUUUUUUUCUUUUUUUUUAAAGCAGCUUCUUGCCUGAUUAUUAGUGGUUAGUGUGUUGCAGACUGCUUUUGUGGUCUGAGGAUGUAAAGCUGUGUUUAGCAAAGUUUUGCCACAAACAAAAUUGUUUACCGCAGUUUGGCAGCUCUUUAUAUGGAGCAAUGCAGUGCCAGGACGGCCGUGCAGGCCCAUAGGGCUAAAAGACGGGAUGGUGGGGGGGAUUGUGGGCUUUAAAAUUGCUUCCACAUGCAUAUAACCAGGAGACUUCUCUUGAACAGUCAGCAAUGCAUUGUUGGUAUUUAUUUAGUGAUUCCCAAGGAUUGUUUUAUCCCAGUUAUUGGCACCGAGGCAAUUCUAGUGCCUCGCAAAACUAAAAUUGCAAGGAAAGUAAUUUUCUAACAUUGCAACCACAAACAUAAAGGUAUUUAUUGGUAUUUUCUAUGAUUUACCAACAAUAAAGUGCUACAUAAUUGCAAAGUAGAAGUAAAAGGAUAUGUUGCAUUCAAUGUAAAAAAAAUAAAUAAAAAAUAUUUUCUGUGAUAUGGCUCAUUUGAAUUCAGCCCUUUUUAAAUCAUCCUUUCAUAAAAUCGAGUGCAGUCAGUGGAUUGGCACGCCUGUACUUACCAAGACACGGCUGUUGAGCAAGAAGAGAGUAAUCAGAAGCCCCAUAAUGCCCUCAGAGGAGCUGCACAGACCAGCAGCUGAGGUGGGAAAAACUAUUGAAAGGACGACUUGGUCGUAACACUGGCAUUUGUGAAAGAGAAGCAAAAAGAAAACCAUGUCGAGAGAGGUCUGGUUUGCAGAUUGUAAAGGUCGUGGAGGGGACACACCGGUCUGAUGGGACAAAAAGUGAGAUUUUUAACCUACAUGUAAAAUGUUUAGGGGAAUAAUUAUGCUACCAACCAUCUCUGGUGGAGUCCACAAGUUGUUUUUUUCUCAGGGAAGUCGGUCUCUGUUGAGAGAGAAGCAUCUAAAUCUGAUUUAGAUUUAAGUCUGAACGAGUCCCUGGUCCGACACACCGAUGGCUGAUUUACCUCCCCAGCAUGUAGUCAUGUUCUACAGAGACCAUUUAAUUCAUUAGUUACACGAUUCAUGUGUGUUGAAGCAGAUAUGUGAAUCAGGACAUCAGGACCUCUAAUCUUAAACCACUUCAUUUUAGCUCUGUGGGUGGAUUCGCAGAUCGACCUAAAAUAUUCAUAAUAUUGAUACCAAGUCAGUAUUUGAAUAAUACUGACGCUGGUAUCGUUCCGAUCUUACUGGCAUGCUGAGAUUAAUACCGUAGUUUCAGAUUCUCACUCAACUCUACCUCAAAAAAGGAUUUGUUUCCAUGUGUUCUCAAAUUAUAUGUUUUUGCUUUUCUAUUGUUUCUGCUCAUCAUAAAACACCUGAAGGCCAGAGGUUUGAUAAUAUAUCAAGUAUCUGAAUCGUUAUUGGCGAUACUGGCGCUGUACUGUGUACCAUGAAAUGCGGUAUCUCACACCUGUAAUUUUUAGGGUUCUUUACUUGCUGGAAAGUGAACCUUGACCCCAAAUUAAUGCUUCCUCAAACAUGUUUUCUUCCAGUUUUGCCCUGAGUUUUGCUCUCCCCUCCUUGCUGUCGGUUCUGAUACCUUAUCCCUGAUAAAGUGAAGACUCCCCAUGGCGUGAUGCAUGCCACCAUAACGGGUGGGUAACGGGUGCUGUGGGUCAUAGGUCACACAUGGCGUUUUUGCAUGUGGACCAGAGAGUUUAAUCUUCAUCUCUUCCACAUGUUUGCUGCGAACUGCAAAUAAUUUCUUCAGCAAUUCCUCUCCUACUGACACACAUUCAGAAAGGCGAGAUGCAUUGAUUGCACAACGUUGUUUUUAUGUCGGCAGACGUGUUGCUCCUCCAAAGUUGGCAAUCGCUCCACGUUAUGCAGAGAAUAAAUGACGAUUGUUUUCUAAUUGAGUGGCUGUUGAAGGCAACUGGUGAUGCUGAAUUUUAUUUAGAGUAAUCGCAGCAAAGGGGACUGAAUACAAAAGAAAUCCAGUGCAAGGGACUGUUUAUGUGGGACAAUUGCACUUCAGCACCUGAAGAAAAGCCAGAUGAUUAACAUAAUGAGUCCAGUAGUUGAAACACUUCUGUCUGAAAGUACCUUGAUCUUUACACCAUCACACACUGGAGCCUUGAUCUCUGUUUUUGUUGAAGUUGGGGGAGGAGGGAACAGACGUAUUGCACAAUCACCUGUUUGUCCACUUCUCAGAAGUUACUAGAGGCCCAGGAUGAUAGCUGGGUUUUUACUGGAUGUGACUCGCACUUCGUCCAACUCCUUCUCCAACCUGACGUCGUACGGUUCCUGACUUCUGCCAGCCGCCAUGCUGCACCACCAGAGACUCUAGCUUUCUUUUUUUUUUUGCUUGUUUGUUUAGCGCUGGAGUAGACACUGAGGCCUCAUCACUUCUGGGAGAACACAGUAAAACCAGUAAAACGUGAACCCCCGGUUCCCACACUGCUUCUGAGUUCGUAAACUCAGAUAAGUGCUCUGUAAAAUGGGUCAGUGUGCAUUAGAUUUUGGUGAAAAACAAGGUGGGGUUUUUUUGGGGUUUUUUGCUUCUGCUAGUUUCCAGAUGUCUGCCCUUUUUUCUUCUUUCAGAAUGUUUUUUAGUGUUUGACUUUGUGUUAGUUAGAAAAUUAAUACAACAUUUUAUCAAAUUCAAACACUUGAGACCUUUCCAAUUUGAAAUGUAUACCUUUUAAUUGCCGGCAGUCCUUUUAUGUUUUUCUUUCAGCCUAAUAUUUCUUCCAUUUGUCUGAAGCAAAGUGUUUUCAACCACAAGUAUUAGUUUCCAGAUUUUCUCCUUAAAACCGAAAUAACUUCACUCUGGCAUGAGAGAGUCAACAAGAGCCAACAGCGUUGAACCUUAAUGGGGGCAGCCUGACAGAUCCGGGUGUGUGUGGUAGUGUAUGGCAUGCUCUUGCGUACUUGCCCAUGUGAUGGAUUGGUCUCCAGGCAGACAAAGUAUCCCACGUGGAGGGAUCGGACUACCAACCCGAAGGCAGCGGGAUAAAUAUUUGUCUUGGGUUGUCUCUGGAAUGAUCGAAUAUUAUUUCAGCCUAUAAAGGACUCAAAUGCUGCGUCCCGUUCAGAGCUUGGUUUUCAAUCUUAUUAUACCCUUAAACUGCUCAUUUAAUCUGUAUUGAUUGUUUUUUUGGGGGGUUUUUUUCCUUGCUGGUUUAAUUCUGAUCGUAGUUGGUAACCGGUGCAAAAAUGAUUGGUAUUGCAUGUGUGGUCUGGUGUAAGAAGUCUCUUUUUGACUCUGGAGUGUGCUUGUAAGUAUAUUAGCAUCCUGGGUUUGGGGUUUAACCUGGUUUUCAUCACUGUGUUUACACGGAGCACCAGGAAGCGGGUGAUUCACAUCCUUGUUUAAAUGAUUGGAUUUGUAUUCGGCUCUCUGACCAUCUGUAGACAUCUGCGUCUGAUUUUUAGAGACUCUUAGCCCCUUAAGAUCAUCUCCAAAUUGCCUGAGAAGCUUGUCCGAGUUUACAGAAAUGAUUUCACCGGGUUCGUUACAAUUAUCUCGGCCGCUCUGUUCUGUUUGACCCACUUCUGCAGCGCGCACUCCUAAAUAAAUGUGCACUGUAAUUGUUGACAGUCUUCAGCUGAGAAUAGCUCCUCAAAAUCCACGGGUUCACAAGGGGUUUGACUUGUGCUUUCCAAAAGACACAAACUGCGCCUUGUAAAAGCAUUAAUACCUGUCAAACUUUUUUUUUUUCUUUUUCGUUUUUUUUUUUUUGUCACGUUGCAACCAGAAACUUCAGCGUGUUUUAACUGGCUAUCACAAAGCGGCGCAUGGUUUUGGUUGUGAAAGGAAAUGCAUAAAGAGUUUUCAAAAGGUAGAAAAAGUUUUUCUUACAUGUGUGAAAUGCCAUUGCAUGAUCAGUCCAGAUGGCCCACUUUUCCUCUGAUCCACCUGUAGAAAAUCUAGCUCUACUAGUUGCCCUCAAAAGUCUUAUAAGCAAUAAAGAGAGUCAGCAUCUGUAUAAUUUAGUGGACCUAACUGUGUUGGGAAGGCCUCAGACACCUCAGCAGAGGGGGUGAGAGACGAAGGCGAACCCUAACCCUAUCCACCUAAACCGACUGUGUGGACAUGCAGAGAUCCACUGCUCGGGUGGAAGAACCGCUGCAUAUGACAGGCAUAAAUUCACAAAUCUGUCGAGAAGAAAGACAUAGCUGAAUGAAAGUCUUACCCAUGUAGUGCUGCCACUACUCUGAGGCAGCAUCAUGCUGCUUUCGUCAGGGACACCUGGUCAGAGUUGAAGGGAGGACGGAUAUAGCGAGCAUUUUGUGACAAAAUGUUAAAAAUAUAUUUUAAAAAAGAAAAUCAAGGGUUAUGAGUCCUUUUGUGAGGCGCCGUGCCAUCUCUCUUACUAGAUAGAUCAGAACAUGCUGUUUGUUAGAAACUUUAUACCAAAAAUGGCAUAAAUGUGAGCUUCAGCUGAAUGCCUGAUCUCUUUCUAAUGUUGCUUUUCUUUUUCUUUUUUCUUUUUUUUUCCCCCCCUCUUCUUCUCUGCGUCUGUCUGGCUUUGGCGUUCUGUGAUUAGCUCAUGGCUUUCCCUCGUCUGACUUCACUCACUGGAGCAACGCUGACGCGAGCUCAUGAUUGACUGAUGAGGACGAGAGGAAAACUUCCAUCUAUCUUGGAGUUUUGCGUCAGCCUGGCAAAUCUGCUGCUGUAUCUGGUGUCCUAAUGCUAAUCUCUCGUGUGUGUGUGUGUGUGUGUGUGUGUGUGUGUGUGUGUGUGUGUGCGCGUGUGUGUGUGUGUGUGUGUGUGUGUGUGUGCCAUCAUUAGUUCCAGUUUUCAGAAACACUCACGCUCUAUCUGCCAUUGUGACCAAUCUACCUGACCAAUCUAAAAAAAUAAAAAUGAAAAAUGUUGUUUGAAGCUAAAUAUCAGUCUGCCCGCUCGCUGAGCUCAUUGUUAUCAAUCAGCAAGCGGAAGCAGGGGAGUUUUCCUGCAUCGCAGCAGAACAGAUGCAAAAGGACUGGAUGCAAAUCAAAAAGAUGAAUCAAGUCCGUAAUGAAGGGAGAAACAGAUGGAGGGAAAUAUAUCUACUUAACCGACUCCUUUAGACUGCAGGACAUAAAAAAAAUAAAUAAAAAUACAUUGUCACCUGAUACCCAUAAGUCUGCUUUUCCUUCUUCCCUUUUCUGCUCGUCGUCAUCAGCUGCUUAUUCCUGGAAAGGUCUGUCGUUUCGGCGCCGGUUGAGAAUAUCUUUGUUCCUCUCAGCGCAGGCAUCAACGUGUCUGUAGGAGUCCUGACCACAUGCCCAAAUCACCGUCAGGAUGUUUUGUUUUUGCGAUACGCUGGUUGUGUAAAUGUAGAGGCGGUGAACAGAAGCGGCAGAAAGUCUCCACUUUCUGCACGUGAUCAUUUCACGUCUCACUUGUGAGGUUUUACGUGCGCUAUGAUAAUGUAGCUGUAAAACAAAACAACAACAAAAAACGAUGCUCCGAAGACAUCCGUCAUGCCGCUCAAACUGUGCAAGUCUCUCUCCAGAAAUGUUUCCCUCAAUGGCAUGUUUUGCACAAAAAAAAAAAAAGUUGUUUCAACCCACAGGAGAACAUGGAUUGUAGUCGCCGUCAGGAUAGUAUCACAUUAUCUAGCCACACAUGAGAAACUGGGAAAGGUUUUUGAGUUUUUACGCACUGACCUUUCCUUGCCAGGCUGUGCAUGUGUGGGCACACAGGUUGCUUCUUUGUUCAUUUUUGAAGCCUUUGGUUAAAGUGGCUGUUUUAAGACUCUGACAUGAACAAACAGGGUCUUUUUUUACACUCAGCUUCAACAUAUUCACAAGUGGCUCCUGAUAACAGAAACCUCCCUGGUUGUCCAUGUGCGUCCCAGCUGUGCGGAGAAUCGCUUUUUUUUUUUUUUUCUUUUUCUGCUGCUGCACACAAACAUGACGUACUACACACACUAACCUGAAGAAAUGGGAUUCCUCAUGCUCGAAUCACAGCUGGAUCUGGAGAUGGAGCUGUUUAAAGUGGAGAAGUACAAAAAAAAAUAAAGAUACGGAAACCAUUUUAAAACCCCUUUGAUUCCCUCUGAUUUCCAAUCAAACUGAAAUUAGCUGCAGAAAGCCAGUGCUUCUGUCCAGACGCCCCUCAUUUGUCAGGCAGGUUGCACGUCUGUCUGGGGAGCCCAAGUUCUCCUUACUCUCUCAAUUUUACUGCCAUUUUUUUUUUUUUUUCUUUUUCUUUGUAAUCGAGCACCAAAAUUUAGACAACGCUUUAGGGUGUUUGCCUGGAGGGAUGUUGAUUGCCUUCUGGGAAUUGAGGCACAUUGAACGACAGACAGAGAGAGAGAGAGAAAGAAAGAGAGGAGCAAAGACUGUUAACUGCCUUUCCAUACAAGGAGAGGUGAGGGGCGAGUGGGGGAGGAGAAAGAGAGUGAGAGGAGGGUAAUAUGAGGAGAUACAAUGAGAGAGAGAGAGAGAGAAGGUAGGAGGAGAGAAAUCUGGAAAGAGAUAAAGGGAGCGAAAAAGACUGAUGAGGUUGUGCCAGUUCCAGCGGAGAGGAAAGUGAGCAGAGCUGAAUCCUCCCUGUGGUUGUGCUGCUGCUUCUCCGACUGACCCAACGCAGAUGAUGUCUUCAGAACGCCCGGCCUGUGGUUGGCUGCACAAGCUACUCGUUUUGCUGGUGAAGCUUCAUUUCGCGUUUGCCGAGCCUCUGCAACCCCUCAACGGAACGGGCUGCACAGCCAAGGGUCCCGCUUCCUACAUCCUGGUCUUUACGGGUCACUGGAGCCCGCAGGCGUUUCCAAAGCAGUAUCCCCUGUUCCGACCCCCAGCGCAGUGGUCCAAACUCAUAGCGGCCAGCCACAACCGCCACUUUCGGCUCUGGGAGGAGGGCUCUUCGGCCAGUCCCGGGGUGCAGAGCUUUGCUGAAGUCGGGGUGACGGUGGAGCUGAUGAAAGCAGCCAAGGAGGCCCGGAAGAAGCGCACGGUCGGAGUCAUGUACCGGACAGCUGGCAUUCCCAAUGGGAUCGGACACAGCUCCACGGAGAUGCUCAUGGUGCCCCGCAACCCACUGCUGUCUUUGAUGGUGAAGAUGAUCCCCAGCCCUGACUGGUUUGUCGGUUUGGACAGCCUCAAUCUUUGUGAGGGUAACCGGUGGAAACAGGAAGUGACCGUCGACCUCCAGCCUUACGAUGCAGGAACGGACAGUGGAUUCACUUUUUCCUCUCCCAAUUUUCCCACCAGCCCCCCUGAAAACAUUACAAAGAUCACGUCACAAAUGCCGAACCAUCCGGCCAAUUCCUUCUACUACCCUCGACUAAAGGAGCUUCCACCUAUUGCCAGCAUAAAGAUUACCCGGCAGCGUCGAACGCCAGACCGCCAAACUUCUAUUUCUAAUCACAUUCUGCCAAACUCCAUCAAUCCUCAGCGUUUCUCAGCAACACCUUUGGAUUGCGAAGUCUCCCUCUGGUCAUCUUGGGGUCUGUGUCUUGGUCCCUGCUCCAGAGGCGGAGUUCGUCACCGCACACGUUACAUACUUCUGCGGCCAGCAAACGCUGGCAGCCCCUGCCCUGAGCUGGAGGAACAGGAUGAAUGUGUGCCACACAAUUGCAUGAAGAAACGCCAGUGAUCGUCAAAGCAGGAGCAUAAAAACAACCAGUGAUAAACACUUGGACUCUCAUGCUAUCAGUGCUGGACCGAGAAAACGUUUGAGAAUUUGUCCGAUUUUUUUGAAGUGAAGCAAUAAGAACUCAAUAUGUUUUGUCACAAAAAGAGACAUCUGCAAAUCAGCAGAACUAAGAAAAACAGAAGUCUCUUGGAAAAACUGGUUGAUGGAUGAAAAUCAAAGAGCUAAAAUGUUAUUUAGUCUGACUUUGUUUUUACAACUGUUGUACAACCUGUGUUUGCCCAAAGGUUGAGCUGUUUUGUAAAAUGUAAAUAAAAGUGAAAUGCAACCAUUUGUAAAUUAUCUCAAAAAAAUAUAUAUGUUUCAUUCAAUAUAACAGAAAUAUGAAUUAAUUUGUGUUGAAACAAAGAAUUUGUGUACCGUUUUUCAUUUUGUCAAAUAAAUGCACAUUUUGUUGUA